This is a messenger RNA of Podarcis lilfordi (Lilford's wall lizard), 43482 nucleotides long. The record is from the annotation of a GenBank genome assembly. Lineage: Eukaryota; Metazoa; Chordata; Lepidosauria; Squamata; Lacertidae.
CCUCAAGGAAAGGAAAGCUUCUCCUCAAGCAGCAAACGGCAGCAGCGUAGAGCUGCGACCUGGGCCUGCACAGUAGCAAGGCAGGAAGGAAAGGAAGCAAUGCUGUCCCACUGAGGUAAGAUCUGUCUAAUCUACAUAUUCCUGCCUGUGGAGCAAGUGUGGAAUGGGGGGGGGGCAAUCCAUGUGAGGAUUCCCUCUCUGCUGCAGGAAAAUGCCAUUCAACACAACAGUGCUUAUCAGCAAACAACAGUAAGAAUAAAGGUCUGCAAACCUAAUGGCUUUAUCAACUGUGCUGAAAGAAGAUAUUACAUUGCAGGUAAAUGUGAGCCAAAGCACAUGGGGGGGGGGUGUAAUGUUUUUAAACUGAAUUUCUCAUGUAGCAACCAAAACAGAAGUAUUAUGGAUAAAGGAAGGCAAGUUACAGAUAUCAAUUUAUGCAAUUUCAGUUGGAUAUAAGGUGCAUCCAAACAGAUUUCUGUUCCUCCUCAGAAGAAAUGACACCUAAUUCUCCAAAAAGAAACCCCCUAAAACCCAUUUGGUGAUAUCAAACUUCAGUUAAUAAUCUAGACACCAAUGAAAUCAAUGAACUUUCAUUAACCAAUGUGUCUAAACUAUGACUUAGUUAGAUCUCACCUAAUAACUGCAAAACACAUAAGAAAAACAAAACUUCAAUGACAUUUGAGGUCUGUUUUUUAUAAGCAUAGAAACUAGUGAUCAGCCAUCAUGCACUAUAGCAUUUGAACAUUAAAUAAUUUAUUUGACAUACAAGUUUUAUGGCUAUUCAGACUAUUUUUAAUUUACUUUUAUCACUGCCCUAAAAGAUUAUUAAUUAAUUACCAUCCGAGUCUUUCUUAAGGGUGUUUAUUAUGCAUUGCAUAAAGUCAUUCUGUUUGUUUGGGCCAAGCAACAAUGAAUCCAUGGCUUGCUCAUCCAGCACCAGCAGCACCAUACAUAUACCUACAACAAUGAAAAUUAGAAAGUUCAGAAACUGUCACUGGGCAUUGCCUUAACUCCCAAUCUUAAUCCAUAAACAAACUAAAACCUACUUAAUGUAAUUGCGCCUGCUUGCAGUCCUCUCAAACUUUAGACUGUUUGUGUCCUCCAGAGUUUGGGAACACACCAUCCCUGGCAAUAGGCCAUAUUGACUGGGGCUUAAGGAGGUGGAGUCCAGCAACAUAUGAGGAGCACCAUGUUAGCUACCCCUGCUUUACAUUACCCAUCCCUUGGGAUAGGAACCUACAUUUUAGAAUUUAGCAAGGUUGCACAUACAUGGAUGGGAUGGUUUAAUUAAAAAUAAUGAUAUAUACAACUGUUAAGCGCCACAAAGUCAAUGAUAAGGAAGCAAAGUUUUAAUUCUAAAUGGAACAGGAGGAAAAGGAGCCCGGCAACACCUUAAAGGAGGGUGGGCAAACCUGUGGCCCUUCACGUGUUAUUGGUAUACAACUCCCAUCAGCCCCAGCUGGCAUGUCAAAAAAUAAGAGGAUGAGAAACAUACUCCAGAAACAUCUGGAAGGCCAGAGAUGAGCUGGGUGUGGGGAGAGAAGGCUAAUAGGUUUAUUGUGGCACCUGAUUUCAUGGAUGAGGGCUGGAAUACACCCCCUGGAGAUAGAUGCUGCCCCCGUCAGCUGGAUAGAUCAAUGGUCAGUCAGCGUAAGGUAGCUUCCUGUGUGUGUGUGUGUGUGUGUGUGUGUGUGUGUGUUAGGGAGGGGCAGAGGCAGAGGCUGUGUGUAUGGUGGUCGCACCCACUUUCACCCCGUACCCGUUUUGGGAGCACUGCUAGCAUGAGGCCCUCCGAGCAUUCGUUAUGAGCCAAUGUGGCUCUUACCCAAAAGGAGAAAAAAAGUUUAGCUAUUCCUGCUGUACCACAAUGCUACCAUGCCCAGUGGAAUGGGGCAUGCCAAAUCCCUUUACCCUUCAGACCAUCUCAGCUGCUUCUACUCACCUAGCCAGUAGUUUUUGUAACUGGUAAUAUCGUACAGGUGGUCAGGCAACAAGAUGAGAUUACCCUUCUCAACUGUUGUGGGGUUAUAAACAUAAGCGUUUUCAAAGAGGUUCAGCUCUAUAACUCUGAGCAAGCAAUUUAGCACUUCCUGUAUGUCAUAGUAAUCGUCCCUGUCCACCUUUCCCAGACUCUUGGCUGUCAUAAUGGCCCAUCGACGAAUCUGUGGGUUUGAAGGGACAUUAUUAAUUACUAUGGUAAGGAAUCAGAGCAGUCAUUGUUAUGGAAAGUGGAGCAGAAGCCAAGUUGGUGUGAAAGACAACUGUUACCAAGUCUAACCUAAAGGUUCACAUUCCAAACCAGACAGUGUAGAUAUGUUUCAGGGAAAACUUACUUGAAGGCCGUGGACUUCUCCACAGCCUCCUCACUUACCAAUCAUCCCAGAAAAUGAGGGACAGGGAUAUUUUAACAACCACCUAUCAAAAACAAAUAAAAAACCUGGGUGGAAUCACUAAAAAUAGAACUGUGUUAAUAACAGUGUAGAACAACUAGGAUGUUACUUUAGGUUGAAUCCAGUGUCAGUCCUAUGCAGAGCAGGCCCAUUGAAAUUGAUGGGCAUGACUAACUUAGACUGUUAACAUCAAUGAAUCUCUUCUAAGUAGAAGUUAGAUAGAAGUCUUUUUUUAUACCUCACCCUUUAGCCAAAAGAGAAUUCAGAGAUACUUACAAAAGUUAAGUUUGUUUAUUUCUUCUCACACAGGGUAGCCCCCCAAGGGUCUUAACCAGGCAAAGAUUUCUGUUGCCAGGCCCUCAGCCUGAUGAAAAGAACAAGCUUCCUAUAAAGGUUUGGCUGCCUCAAUAUUGCAUUAAUGCAAUGUGCUCUGUGUCGGGCUUUCCUUGUGCUGCUGUUAGUGCAGAAUGGUGCAUCAUGGCUGCUGACAGGUGUGAGACCUUGUCAGCAUAUAACACACAUGCUCACAGACCAACCUGUUGGUUUGUUACCAGGCCAAGUUCAAGGUGUUUCUAUUAAUAUAUAAAACACAAAACAGCUUGUUUGUUAUUUCCUAGAACUAUGAAGGAAAGCAUUGUUGGAACUGUUGUUUUCUCAAACUUGUUAAUGUAAUUUGAAAAAUACAGAUUUGUGUCAGGCUUUUGACAAAGUCUCCCAUUAUAUACUUGUGAAGAAGCUGAUAAAAUGUGGGCUGGACAAGGUAACAGUUAGGUGGAUUUGCAGCAGGCCGAAUAACUGAACUCAAAGAGUGCUCAAUAAUGGUUCCUCAUCAUUCUGGAAAGAAGUGACAAAUAGGGUGUCACAGAGUUCUGUCCUGGGCUUGUUGUUCAAUGUCUUUAUAAAUGAAUUGGAAGAAAGAAUUGAGGGGCUGCUCAUCCAAUUUGCAGAUGACACCAAACUGGGAAGGGUAGUUAAUGCCACUUAAAAAGAAUCAAAAUUCAAGAGGACCUUAACAGAUUGGAGAACUGGGUCCAAACUUCCAAAAUGAAUUUCAGUAGGGACAAGUGUAAGGUUCUUCCUGCACUUUAGGCAGGAAGAACCAGCUGCACAAAUAUAUGAUGGAAGGACACCUGGCUUGCCAGUGGUACAUAUCUAGGGGUCUUAGUAGACCACGAGUUUAACAUGACUCAGUACUGUGAUUCAGCAUAACAAAGAGGGAAUACUGUUCUAGACUACAUCAACAGAAGUGUAGUAUUCAAUUCAAGGGAAGUACAGGCACAACUCUAUUCUCCCUUAGUUAGACUACAACUGGAAUAUUGCGUCCAGUUCUGGGCACCACAAUUUAAAAAGGAUAUUGACAAGCUGAAAUGUAUAUAGAGGGCAACCAAGAUGAUCAAGGGUCUGGAAAUCAAGCCUUAUAAGGAGUGGUUGAAGUAGCUGGGUAUGUUUAGCUUGGACAAGAGGAGACAGGAGAGAUGAUAGUCAUCUUCAAAUAUCUUAGGGGUUGUCAUGUGGGAGCUGGAGCAAGCUUGUUUUCUCCUGCUUGGAGAACUUGUACCAAUGACUUCAAUUCACAAGAAAUGAGAUUCUGACUAAACAUAAGGAAGAACUUUCUAGCAGUGAGAGCUGUUUGACAGUGGAAGAGACUCCCUUGGGAGUUGGUGGACUCUCCUUCUUUGGAGGUUUUUGAACAGAUUGGAUGUCCACCUGUCAUGGAUGCUUUAGCUGAAAUUGCUGCAUUGCAGGGGGUUGGACUAGGUGACGCUUGGAGUCCCUUCCAACUCUACAAUUCUAUGCAUAAGGACUUUCUUUCAUUUGACCAAUGGUUAAGGCAGCUUAAUCCUACAUUUAAGCCUGGGAAGCAAAACUGAAAACGUAGAAGAAAAUUAAAGCAGCUCACCGUUUCAUUAGAGUGUACCAUGAGCAAAUAGACCCCUGGGUGUUUCCCAAGCACCUGGCAGGGGUAGUUGAUUGCCUCCAUUUUGCAAAUCGCUUCUACAAACAGCAUGCCUACAAUUCAAAAAAAGAGAACACAAAGUGUUAGGGCUGCUGGAAUAACCAUAAUUUGAAGGGAAAUGAUCCUUGCAUAAGAUGAAAGCCAUUUUCAAAGAUUCAUAGAACAGGAAUGGACUCUGUCGAACCCUCUGCAUAGUGUUCAGAUCAACACUAUGCAGAGGGUUUUAUCCUAUAAAGCUUCUUAAGGGAGAUACCUGUCUGGCAUUUUCAUGAAACACGCCCCCCCCCCACACACACAUACAAAGGAAAGAUUUGGUAAACCUUCCCUAGGCACCUUGUUGCUAUAUGGCUGGGCCAAAACAAACCCACAGCUUGUCCUUCCAGCAAAGUUAAUACACAGGUUCCUGCAACAAAAAGAAUUCUACCCUCCUGUUCUUAGUAAACAGCAGGGAUGCAUGUCUUGAAGAAGUCAAGUGAGCAACACCACCCAGGCCACAAUUUCUGAUCACUUGUGAUGGCAACAGAAUAUACAUAAUAUAGUAAUAAGAAUUUUGUGUACAAGAUUUUCUGAGGAGCGAAAUAGUACAAAAAAGCCCAAUCAACAUACCACCUCCUGGUGUAUCCUGAGAAUGCAACCACUAAGUGAUUUGUCACAACCUGUUUCAGUAGCUGCUUUCAAAAACUGUAGCUACUAUGCAAGGGAGAACCAGAUCAAGUUCAGGUGCCUCAAGAUACUCACUGAGGUGUUUAUGAAGCAAAAGGUAGGGGUAUUUCAGUAUUUCCAACAAUGGCACUCUAAGUUUUUUCUCGAUGUCAGAAUCCAGGCAUUGCACCUUUCCCCCCUCAUCACAGUCCAGCGAAUUGCUGUCAUCAUCUUCCUUCGGCAUUGAUUUCUCAAAAUGGGCAAUAAGACGAGUGGUUUCAAUAUUCCACAGGCUCUGUAAUUAGAAAAUAAAUUAACUACAGAAUUCUAGAACAGAGAUUGCAGUAACUACCUCUGCUGCCCUAAAAAGAUGCUAGCUGAAAAUAGAAUCUACAGAAUAUUAUUUAUUUUAAAACAUUCCCACUCUUCAUCCCAAAAGGGUCCCAGAUCACCAGACAUGGCUGCAGUGAAACACUUAAAAGAUCUAAAAACAAUUCCAAAGGAGAAACAGACUGGGAAAGAUCUCUAUUUAAAAGGCUUAAAUGGGCAAGUAGUAGCAACCGGAAAGGAUUUUUUUUUUUAAUGUAUCACAAACAAUGACUGCAUUCCAGGAUAUGGAAGUAUAACUCACAAUGAUAUAGCAUAAAUGAAAUCAAAACUACAUUAUGUAAAAUUACAUAUUCUUGAGACAAUUCUGACCCUUGUCUUUCCAAGUAAAGGAUAAAAAGAAAAAUAUUACAGUUACCUAUUGAUAACAGGAGUUCAAGAAAUAGAUUUGUACAAUCUCAGGUGUAAAUUAGCAUAAAUCAGUCCAGUGUAGCAAACCCAGGAAAAAUUAAUCGGGUGAAAAACAGUAACUAAAAGUUAAAAUAUUUUUGUUUGAGCUUCACCAGAGAACAAAGGAAAUAAAAUGGAGAAGAUGGCAAUGGGCAAAGCUACUUGUCCUUGAGCUCUGUGGUCUGUUUUAAUUAGUUUUUAUUUUGAGCAGUUUUGAAGCCAGUUAGCCCAGCUGUUAAUGUUAAUAGCAACAUACAGGCAAGGAACGUAUCUGCACAGGCUGCAAAAAAGAAGAUGAUAAAAUUGCUAUAAAUUGUUGUGAUUUGGACGUUUAAUUUGAAAUUAAGCUGGAAUUUAGUUUGUUGGUGUCUCUGGCAACUUCUUUCUGACAUGGAUGUUAGCUCAUAUAAAUUCAAAAGGUCAAAAGUUAAGUGAGUUUCAAUGCAGGAGCACAACCUAUUUUUUAUUCCCCAGCAACCCAAAAACACAUUUGUUCUCUAUAACCUCAAAUUCCUGACUGUCUAAAGACUGUCUCAAGAUUUCCUAUGUAUUUUGAGGAGACUGGUGAUGCUUAACAGGAAUCACCUCAGCCAUGUAUCUUCUUGACACUGGGCUAUUAUUCCAUAGCUGGUUCCAUAGGUAAAGGUAAAGGUACCCCUGCCCGUACGGGCCAGUCGUGUCCGACUCUAGGGUUGUGCGCCCAUCUCACUUAAGAGGCCGGGGGCCAGCGCUGUCCAGAGACACUUCCGGGUCACGUGGCCAGCAUGACGAAGCUGCUCUGGCGAGCCGACACCAGCGCAGCACACGGAAACGCCGUUUACCUUCCCGCUAUAAAGCGGUACCUAUUUAUCUACUUGCACUUAGCGGUGCUUUCGAACUGCUAGGUGGACAGGAGCUGGGACUGAAAGACGGGAGCUCACCCCGCCGCGGGGAUUCGAACCGCCGACCAUAUGAUCGGCAAGUCCUAGGCACUGAGGUUUUACCCACAGCACCACCCUCGUCCCUAGCUGGUUCCAUAGCUGGGCCAAAAGCCUAGCCCCCCAUCCUGUAUUUUCCCACAUCUGAAAACUGAGGCUGAGAGAAAUCAGGAGGGACAGCCCUGUAUGUAAACCAAGUUUCUAAACUCAGCUUUUGCCCAUUCCUACCAUGUGUCUCCAUGUUUCCUUAUAAACCUUUGCUUCCCUCACCCCCAAAUACAUGUGGAUUCCACCCCAAAGAGGUCCAGACUGAGGGCCUGCAGCCUAGGGCUAGAGCAGCUGCUUUGCAUGCAGAAGGUUCCAGGUUCAGUCCCCAGUGGCAUCUCCAGGCAGGGCUGGGAGAAACUCCCUGUCUAAAACCCUGGAGAGCAGCUGCUGGUUGGUGUACACAAUACUGAGCUACAGAGACCAGUGAUCCAAUUGGUAGCUGCAGGGGAGAUUUUUUAAUUAAGAAAAUAGAUUUAAAAGUUAUGGGAGCACAGAAAUGUUGCAAAUGGAGAGUCAAAGCAGGAUGGAACUCUCAGGAUUAGCAAAUAGUGUUGUACAUUGAUUGUAUUCAGGAGCCAGCCAAAACAUAUCCUUGGCCAUUUUUAGUUCUCAGCCACACUUGAAUUAUCAAUGACUGUUUAUAUUUCUCCAUUGUGCUGUGCCAGUUUUCAGAAAAGAUUAUAUGGCCCUGUUUCUGGAAGGUCAGGGCAAAAGAUAACAGGUCAUUUUAUAAGUCGGGGCCACUGACAAGGCUAAGUAAUGCUGAAAGGAUGUGUAAGUUUUAAGUCACGCAGAAAAGGAAGCAAUACAACAGAAAUGCUAAAUGCUGGCAGAUACAAGAAAUACAAAAACUGCAUCAAUAACCCUCAAUGCCUUAUGGCACCUAAAGACCAAGAAAUUUGUUGUUUAAAAAAGGUAAAGGUACCCCUGCCCGUACGGGCCAGUCGUGUCCGACUCUAGGGUGGCGCGCUCAUCUCGCUUAAGAGGCCAGGAGCCGGCACAGUCCAAAGACACUUCCGGGUCACGUGGCCAGCGUGACGAAGCUGCAGCUGGCAAACCAGCACCAGCGCAGCACACGGAAACGCCGUUUACCUUCCCGCUAGAAAGCGGUACCUAUUUAUCUACUUGCACUUAGGGGUGCUUCCGAACUGCUAGGUGGGCAGGAGCUGGGACUGAAAGACGGGAGCUCACCCCGCCGCGGGGAUUUGAACCGCCGACCUUAUGCUCAGCAAGUCCUAGGCACUGAGGUUUUACCCACAGCGCCACCCACGUCCCUUGAAUUUGUUGUUUAGGCUGCAAUAAAUUAACAUGGCAACCUCUCUGGAAAUCGUCCAUUACAUGAGAAAGAAAAAUCCAAGCACAUAAAAACAAAUCUACAGUGCAACCACAUUUGGGAUACUGUGCACAGUUCUGGUUGUCUCAGCUCAAAUUCUCAUACUGCGGAGUUGGAAAAUGCUCAGACAAUGACAACUAAAGUGAUCAAGGUGAUGGAGCAAUUCCCUUAUGAAGAAAGGAUGCAAAAUUUGGGACUUUUAGUUUAGAGAAAAGAUGGCAGAAGUAUAUAAAAUUAUGCAUGGCAUAAAAAAAGGGGGGGGGAAUGCAAGAAGAGAGCUGAAGCCCCAGAUAGGAAAAGAGGUGGUAAAAGAACACCUAGCUACUUUAAAUGAAUUCAGACUCCCAGGACCCAAUGAGCUGCACCCACGGUGGAGGGCAAAUACUGUCACCAUCUUCAAAAAGGGAAAAAAAUACUGACCAGUCAGUAACUACCAACCAGACAGCUUGACAUUGAUUCCAAGAAAGGCCUUUGAACAGAUAAUUAAACAGCCAGUCUGUGAACAGUUAAAAAAGAAUGCUGUGAUUACCAAGACCAGCGUUAGUUUCUUAAGAACAAGUCAUGCCAGACGAAUCUCUUUCUUAUUUUAAUAGAGGUACAAGCUUGGAGGAUCAAUAGAAUGCUCUCGAUGUAGUGUAUCUUGCUUUCUGUAAGGCUUUUGACAAAGUGUCACAUAAUAUUCUUGUGGAGAAGCUAGUAAAAUAUGGGGUAAUAUGGGGUAGAUGGGGUAACUGGUAGGUGGAUUUGUAGCUGAUUAAUUGACCAAAUCCAAAGAGUGCUUACUCAAGGUUCCUUCUCUUCCUGGAAAAAAGUGACAAGUGGGGUGCCGAGGGGUUCUGUCCUGGGACAGUUGCUCAAUAUAUUUAUAAAUGGCUUGAAUUGAGGGCAUGCUUAUUCAAUUUGCAGGUGACACCAAACUGGGAGGGGUAGCUAAUGCCUCAAAAGAUAGAAUCAUGCUGCCACCCUCUGGAAUCAUAGUCAAAACACUACCUCAGAGUAAUUUAACAAGAGAGAUGAGAAAUAAGCUCACUGGAAAUAGUAGUACACUGGUCAACCUCUUAUACAUGAAACAAUACUUUUAUGAAUAUGGAGGGAAGACUAGACUUUCAGCGAACAGACUUAAAAAGAAAUAAAUUCUGUCAGGAGUACACAGUAUUAAAAAAGGCACUAAAACAAUCUCUUUUAAAGGCAUCUACCCCCUCCUCUUAUACUAAAUUAUAUACCUCAUAAUCCCCCCUCAAAAGAUAUCCACAAUUAUUAGAAAACUUACCUAUACCCUCACUAACUCAUGAGAAAACCUUUUUUAGAUAGCCACAUCUCCCUAGAAGAAAUUGACAAUGUUCUUAAAAAACUGAAACCACAUAAAGCCCCAGGACCUGGUGGCUUCACUUCUAAGCUUUUGAGCUUUAUAAACAAUUCAAAGAAACAUUAUCAUCAUAUAUGGUCCUCUUAUUUAGUGACCUAAUGAGAGGAGCACCUAUCACCAAAAUAUGGUACCACACCAAGAUUAUAGCUAUCCCAAAACCAUUUAAAGACCACCAAAAAGUAGAAUCUUUUUAGCCAAUUUGUCUGAUUAUGAAAUUUUUACAUGAGUGGAAGUCAACAGGAUUAAGACAUUGUUACACAAACUAAUAGCCCCAGACUAAGCCCGAGACCAAGCUGGUUUUCUCCUUCAUUGAAACAUCACCGGACCUAUCAAAAAGCUGUCAACAUAGUAGACAGACAACCUUCCCACUGGUAGUCAUGGCGUUAGACAUCCUCAAGGCCUUUGAAUGUCUGAAAUGCGACUACUUGCAGGCAGUCCUUUCUAAAAUGCAAUUUGGCCCCAAAUUCAUACAAAUUUUGAAACAAAUAUACUCUGAAGCUUCCACUACAGUAGAAAUAAAUAAUAUAAAUUCAUCCUUAGUGGGGAUUCAAAGAACAAUGCAAGGCUGUCCAAUCUCUCCCUUUUUUGUUCAUCCUAGCUUUAGAACCAUUAGCUAUAUACUUAGAACAACCCCAGAUGUCAAGGAAGUCCUAAUUGGAAAACAAAACUAUACGACUGGACUAUUUGCUGAUGAUUUAAUGAUAAUGACACCUGACCUUGAAGACAGGAGCAGCAAUAUUUUGAAAGCUUCACAGCUUUGCAACACAAUCAGGUCUGCAUGUUAUAUUCUCAAAAUCUGAAGAUUUAUGCUUCAGUGUACCACCCAACCAAAAAGCUUUCACAAAACUCACAGGCAUUAGAUAGACUCUCUCACAGAAAGCUUAGCUAUUUAGGAAUAAUUAUAACAAGAAACCUUAACAGACUCUAUCGACAAAAUAUUCUCCUGUGGAUAUCUGUGGACAAUUCAGAAUUUGACAAAAACACACACAAUAGAAUAAACCCCAUUUUAUCCUAGACAAAUUAGCAAUGGUAAAAAUGGUGAUUCUACCAAAACUGCCAUUUUUAUUCCAAUCACUAACCCACUUGGAUCUCACUCAACAAAAGUGCAAAAAAACACACCAAACCAGAAUAAAUGCCAAACUCCCAGUAGGAGGAGGCAGGGGCACCCCAAACUUGAUACUAUAUUUUAUUGCUAACCAUGUAAAACAUGCCAUCCCUUUUAUUUUAGAUGAUACCUCAAAACAAUGGCAUCAAUUGUAGGGUUGCCAUAUGUCCAGGAAAUCCUAUAUAUGUCCUCUUUUGGGGGGCCUACAUCCCCAUCAAGGGAAAUUUUUACAAGUUACAGCAAUUGUCCAGGUUUUGCGGGGGGGUUGGUUUUAUUUUAUUGUAUUUACUUUUUUGUGCACGGAGGCUUGGGUUUAUGUUUGGGCUCUGGCGUGGUUGGUCUGGACUCUGGUUUGUGCUCAGGCUCUGGUGCAGAUGGUCUGAGCUCAGUUUCAGGCUCUGGCUGUGGCAGCCUGGGCUCUGGCUUGUGCUCUGGGGUCUGGCACAGACAACCUGGGCUGUUUCUGGUUCGGGCUCUGGAGCGGGCAGCUUAGGCUCUGGUUUGGGCUCUGGCGUGGGCAGUUGGGGCUCUGGCGGCGGCUGAUGGCCGGGACGGGACAGAUGGUCGCCAAAAAAACAACUUAUUUUGUCUCGAUUCUUACCUCUUGAUAUAUGGCAACCCUAUUCAAUUGAAAACAGAAGUAACUGAGGAAAUUCUAACCUCAGCGUACCCUUUAAAGCAAACGUUCAGAACAUUCCAAAUGUGAUCCACACAAACCAUUCUUAAUGCAUGGAAAGAGAAGGCAGGACUCCUAACUCCUGCACUGUCCCCUCUGGCAGCCCUCGCCUCCCACCCAUAAUUUCACAACACUUCUUGACAAUUUUAUGUGGCCAGAUAGAGAGCAGAAGGUCUAUACCAGUUAUGUGACUUUUGUAACAGAAAUACAGUGGUACCUCUAGUUGGGAACGGGAUCCGUUCUGGAGGCCCGUUCACAACAUGAAUAGAAUGCAACCCGCACGUGCAUGUCUGCGCACGUGAGGGUUGCGAUUCGCCGCUUCUGCACAUGUGCGUGACGUCAUUUUGCACGUCUGCGCAUGCGCGAGUGGCGAAACCUGGAAGUAACCCUCUCCAGUACUUCUGGUUCACUGCGGGACGCAACCUGAAAAAACGUAUCAUGAAGCAAACAUAAUAUGAGGUAUGACUGUAUACCACUGUCAGACCAAGAAAUACAGACUAAAUAAGUACACUUACAAUUUAAAUUUAAAUGUACCAUAUUUUUUGCCCCAUAGGACGCACCUAGUUUUUUUUGGGGGGGGGGGAAUAAAGAAAAAAAAAUUAUUUCCCCCCCAGGCGCGGGGCUGGCGCGAGGGAAGCCCGAGCUUCCCCUGACCCCAGCCCCCAGAACAGGCUGCUGCCUGCAAGCCUUGCGAGCCCGGCAUACAAGGCUUGCCGACAUCUGCCCGAAGCACGGGGCGGGCUCCACAGCUCGCCCCAUGCUUCGGGAUGCAGGCUGCUGCCUGCAAGCCUUGCGCGCCCAGCGGGACCUCCCGCCGGGCGCGCGAGGCUUGCGGAUAGCUUCCUGAAGCCUGGAGAGCGAGAGGGGUCGGCUUCAGCGAAAGCCUGCAUUCGCCCCAUAGGACGCACACACAUUUCCCCUUCAUUUUUGGAGGGGAAAAAGUGCAUCCUACAGGGCGAAAAAUACGGUAAUCAUCUUCACUUUGAACUCCCCCUCCCAAAUUCGUCAAUACAGUCAUACCUUGGAUUGAAUGUGCUUCAGGUUGAGCGCUUUCUGGUUGCGCUCCGCAGCGACCCGGAAGUAACAGAGCGCGUUACUUCUGGGUUUCGCCACUCAUGCAUGCGCAGACGCUCAAAAUGACAUCACACGUAUGCGCAAAAGCGGCAAAACGUGACCCACGCAGACGCGCUGUCACGUCUUAUGCUCUGUUCAGGAUGCGAACGGGGCUCCAGAACGGAUCCCGUUCGCAUCCCGAGGUACCACUGUACACCAAAACUUUUUAUUGUUUCAUUGAUAAUGUAAAAGUAGCAUGAUACUUACUGUAUUUUUCGCUCCAUAAGACACACUUUUCCCUCCUAAAAAGUAAGGGGAAAUGUGUGUGCGUCUUAUGGAGUGAAUGCAGGCAGGAGGCUCUGCUCAGCGCUCCCUUUAAAGAGCCGCACAGAGCGUGUGUACAGCUUUUGGGGGCUUUUCCCCGAGGAGGGAGAAGGGACUGACGGGCUGCCCUCUGUCCCUUCCCAUACCUCCUAGAAAAGCUAGCAAGAGCCGCUGCCAGGCUCUGCUCAACGCUCCUUUGUAAGGGCUCCCUUUCGUCCCUCCUCCCGCUUUGCUGGGAAGCUAGCAGAACAAGAGGGCCUGCGCAGCUAUCGCUCUUGCUCUGCUGGCUUCAGCGAGAGCUGCGCAGCUUGCUCUCUGGCUUAUCAGCGAAGAGGGAGGAGGGACGGAAGGGUUUAAAGCAAGAAAAGCGAGAGCCGCUUAUAUGCUCUGCGCAGAAUAUUUUUUCCUUGCUUUUCCCCUCUAAAAACUAGGUACGUCUUAUGGUCAGGAGCGUCUUAUGGAGCGAAAAAUACGGUGAUCUAAGCACAACUGCAAGGGCUCCUGAUUGGAUGUUUGGCAAUACAAUGUUAAUUAUUUUUUAACUCUACUCUGUACUGUUUCCCCUUUGUUUUUGUUUUAACCAAUUCACGAACCAAGAAACUAUACACUGACCACUAAUGAUGAAUCAUAUGUUGUAGAUAUUACUGCACAUUAUGGUAUUUUUGUGAUAAACAAGUGACAUGUGAUGACUUUGUCUAUUUAUAUGCAUCAUUAUUCCAAAGCCUAGUAAAAAGUUAUUCAAAAAAGAAGAGCAAAAAAGAGUGACAUGUCAGAAUGUAAUGAACAAAAACUCUUCCUAAGGGUUCAAUAUGUGGGAUGUUAGCAUCCAAAAUGCAUAUGUAAAGGGUUAAUUGCAAGAGCUGUAGAACUCCAUGACAGUUAGUAGAACAAUCUUAACUGUUACAGCAUCAGGUAUGUUAUGUUGUGCUACUGUCUGCCUUGAUUAGUUAGUCUGUGGCAGUGUAACCUAUGUAAGCCGUAUCAGCAAUUUAAGAAACAUCCACCUGCAUUGUAUAUUUUAAUCUGCAACGGCAAGUACACUAAAGUAAAAAUUAUUUGUUAUUUAAACUUUAAAAGAAAGCCUCUUGCAUAGUUUUUAUAGGAGAGAAAAGAGAACUAAUUAAAGGGUCAAAAGACCCAGGGCUGUCUUCCGUAUAUACCAUAAAUGGGAACUAGAGUUUAAUUACAACAGGAUAAGCAUUCAAAAGUAUAAAACAGAAGGACACGACAGAGGUAAGAAAAAAUCUGGGUGGGGGGUGUACCCUCCAAAGUCUGCAGCUGGUAAAAACACUUGUAUAGACUUUGUUAGAUCAUUCUCUGUGCAAUUCAGAUUUUGAUUUACACCAAAGGAAAGAGACAAAACAAGCAGUGAACACCACUUGAAAGUCUAAACAGCAACAGUUAAUCUGAAAUUUGUUUUCAGAACUAGAGGAACAAAGGACUUUAUUUUUAAGGACAUAGAGACAGAGCAACAAGGCAAAGAAAAGGAUUUGCAGACCACUUUUUUAUUUUACACAAAGAAAGACUCAGUUCCAAAGUAAAUCAACUGCAGAUAAUUUACUUUCAUAGUUGCUGCAGCCACCUUGUGAAUUCAACUUCAAAACCCCUACAGUGGAUUGUAUUCGAUCUGAGCUGGUCCCCGUUAAAUUAAUGGGCAUGAGUGACUAACUUAGAGCUGAAAGCAGUGUUCAGCAUUUGGAAGAUAGAUAGAGAUUUGUUUGGCAGCCCCAACAUUUUGUUGUUGGGGCUUUAAAGUGCUGCUCAUCACAUAGGGCAGGGGAAAAUGAGUCACCUGACAACAUCACCCCCCAUCUCUCCCACCAGGUGAAUUGUGCUCCCCAUCUCUAAACCAAUAACUACUGGUCUUCUGCCUACCUAAAUCUGCUUUGACUGUCUCUGUCAUCUGUUAACCCCAACACAGCCAGGAUAUGGUGGUCUAUAAAUGAAAGCAAAUUACCUCAUGUAAGUAUGACAACUCAUCCUUCACUUUAUGAUACUCAUCCACACACUCCAAACAGUAACAAAGGUCUUCGUUGGCUGCAGCAAAUUUUUCUGGAGGCAGUAAAGAAGAGGCAUAGUUCUUUAAGGUGGUGAUAACCGAAUCAAUAGGGGUGCACCAACAGCAUGUCUCCAUUCUGCAGAUAAACACAAAAAUAAGAGAAAUUAUUGUUUUAAUUAUUUAAAAACAUGAACACAGAAAUGACCUGAGCCAAGUUCAGUAACACAGAAAGUUGCCUUAUACCAAGCCUGGCAUAAGAACUUAAAUGAGCUUGCCAAAUCAGCCCAACAGGGGGCAAUUCCAAGCCCUACUUGUAGAUGCUGGGGACUGAACCUUGUACUGUCUGCAUGCAAAGUGGGUGCAGCUCCAUCACUGAGCUACAGCCCCUCCUCAGUUACCUCAGGGGGAAGCUCCACUAUACAGGUUCACAUCUGUACAUACAAUAACUAUCAAUAUUUUGUGACCGAAUGACUUAUUGUGUCAAUGUAACUUUUACCAACACACACUCCCCACAUACAUCUAUCUCCCAGCUUCCUGUCUGACAAGGCAGCACAACAUAGGUUGUGUUAAAGCAUAAAUAUUUGCCAAAAAUAGAUGGCUCCUUGCGCCAGAGUUGUUGCUGGUUUUCAGAAACAGGGAAGAGAUAAGCACUCUGGUGACCAUCACGGUAGCCCUGAACUAAAGGUGCUUAAGACUGGUACAUCAGCUGUUUAUUUUGCCAAACAUUAAGAUGUAAAUUGAUUUGAUGGUAUUCAUUCAGUCAUGACCAUUAUGCGCACCCCCCCCAAAAAAACCCCCAUCCAGGGCCAAAAUGAGCAAGGAAUCUGCCAACACUUGAAAAGAAAUGCACAACUCUGUGCUGGCAACCUAUUGUGCUCCCAGGACAAACCAGGCAGUCUCACACCCUAGUUUGCGCUCAGGAGGAAUAUUAACAUAUUAAUAUUUGCCAAGGCCUUCGCAAUGCAAUUUAAGAAAGUUUUACAAUGAAUAUUAACUGCUAUUAUGCCCAGUAGUUUGGUUAAUGUUUUAGCUCCAAAGCUUCCUUUUGGGGAGGAGAAGCAGUUUAUAAAUUUGGAGUGAUAAAUCAACUGCACAAGAUCACAAGUGAAGGGGUGCCCAAACUUCAGCUUUAGUUAUGGAACCUUAAUACACAAACUGUUCACUGAUUCUUGGAUAAUCUUAAAGGUAAAGGUACCCCUGCCCGUACGGGCCAGUCGUGUCCGACUCUAGGGUGGCGCGCUCAUCUCGCUUAAGAGGCCGGGAGCCGGAGCCGUCCAAAGACACUUCCGGGUCACGUGGCCAGCGUGACGAAGCUGCAGCUAGCGAGCCAGCACCAGCGCAGCACACGGAAAUGCCGUUUACCUUUCCGCUAGAAAGCGGUACCUAUUUAUCUACUUGCACUUAGGGGUGCUUUCGAACUGCUGGGUGGGCAGGAGCUGGGACCGAACGACGGGAGCUCACCCCGCCGCGGGGAUUCGAACCGCCGACCUUAUGAUCAGCAAGUCCUAAGCACUGAAGUUUUACCCACAGCGCCACCCGCGUCCCUUUGGAUAAUCUUGCUUUAAGGCAAUUAAAAUUUCCCCACAAUAAAAUAUAAAUGUCUACCCCAAAUACACAUUAAAGCAGAUGAGCCAAAUUUGUUACUUUGGUUUCUUCCCAUUUGCUUUCACUCUGCCAAAUUCAUUUUUUUCUUUGCUUACUCACAGAUUACUUCCUAAUACUACUGUCCCUGACUCACUUCUUUCCUGUUCUUUGUAACCUGCUACCUCCCAAUACAUUUAUUUUACAGGCAUACUGCACAAAUCAACAAGGUGGCAGUCACAUCUGUAAAACAGCAUAAAAGCAAGCACCUGUACAGUGAUAUGCCGUAACAAAGGAACUGAGUGAUAAAAUUAUGAAUUUGGCUAUGUUCAAUGCAGGCAUUUGAAACAAAGUGCUGAUGGUGCAUCCUGAAUAUUAUCAGGGAAUUCCACAGCCUAGGUGCAGGGACACUACAACUACACCUUUCAUGCAUUGCCAUUAUUUAAACAACAGAAUUCUUACCCCAAGCCAUAACUCUGUAUCUGCAUCUCCUUUUGACUUCCUUAAUCUUCCUUAUGGGUAGGUAUUUUUUAAGACUAAUUGUAUGGGCAUGGUUCGUUCUUUUUAAUCUAUGGUUACCAGAUUUUUUUCAGUGAAUCCGGGGACAUUUUUUUGAAGCUGAGUAGCAACAGGGAGUCAGUACUGGGGAUGGUGAGGCAAAAGACCCUGGGCCCAAGCACACAUGCAUAUUGUAUAAAGGAGCAAAGCCUUUCUUUCGCACCCUGUGAAACAUAAAUGCGCAGUUUUUUAAAAAAAAACUGGGCAACAGCGCGCCAUCCACCCAUGACUCCCGAGCCUUCCUUGAUCUCCUGCCCCUUUCCCCCUUUGUUUGGGGGAGGCUCAGGAGUCAUGGGCGGGCAGCUGUUGCCCAGGAGGGGCACAAGACACAUGGUUUCCCUGCCAGGCAAGGUGCAAAGCCCUUCUUUCGCACCCUGUGAAACAUAAAUUUGCAGUUUUUUUAAAAAAACUGGGCAAUGGUCAGCUGCCCGUGACUCCCCCGAUCUGUCAAAACAAAGGGGGCAGGGGACCUGUACCACCGGACGUCCCUGGUUCCCCUUCGGCAGUGGCGGCGGCAGCCUCAGCAGCCCAGAGCCAGUCUGGUAGUGCAGUUGGCUCUGGUUGGCUUCAGGAGCUGCUUGCUGCCCACUGCCAUGGCGCCCACCAUUUUGCUCUCCGGAAGUCCCCAUAUGAUGUGUUGUGCACAAUACACAUCAUAUGGGAACUUCCAGCGGGGAAAAAUGGUGGGCACCAUGGUAGUGGGCAGCGGGCAGCUCCUGAAGCCAGCCAGAGCCAACUGCGCUACCAGGCUGGCUUCAGGCUGCUGAGGCUGCUGCUGCCACGUUUUCCGGGGACAGAUUUGCAAAUCUGGGGACAUUCCGGGGACAGAAUUUGUCUGGGGACAGAUUUGAAAAUCCGGGGACUGUCCCCAGAAACAGGGGACAUCUGGUAACCCUAUUUUAAUCAUCAUCCAAUGUUUAGAUUUUAGGCACUUUAUAAAUCAUUAUGAAGUUAUAAUUGAUAGAUAAACUCAACUUUUGCUGAACACAUCAGCAUAGGAGCAUAGAAACCUGCCACAUACCAUGACAAGACUAUUGGUCCAUCAGCAGCAACACACCAGGGUUUCAGACAGGGCACUUCCCCAGCUUUACCUGGGGAUGCUGAGGAUUGAACCCGGGACCUUCUGAAUGCAAAGCAGUUGCUCUGCCACAGUGCUACUGUACUGGCAAACUGGCCAAGGUUUUCUUGAUUCAAGUAAGCAAAAAAGGACACCAAGCUUGUUUCUUAAAUGGAUUUUAUUCAGAGAAUGAGGAAGGUAAAGAGCAAAGGAAAGCAGAUAAACUCUUUCAAUAGCCUGAGAAUCCCCUCUGGAUGGCAAAAUGGUCAGAUCCUGUCAGCAAAGGUGCAGCACUUGGACACACUACAGCUGUAUUUUUCUGUGGAUUUUCUGCAAGGACAGAACUCUUGUCUCACCCCAUCCCCAUUCUUGGAACACAUUAAUUACCUGUUCCUUGUGUUAAUCCUCCCAUGGCCUUGACAAUAUUUCUGCUGUCUUACAAAGCAGGCAGUGAUAAUAUCUGUGUGACUAGAUACCCCACUACCCAUGUAUAUGGGGAGGCACCCACUGCCAGAUGGUUCUGUUGAGAGAUUCAGCAUAGGCUUACCUAAGAAGUCAACAGCUCAACAUUCUCAGGCAGUACCCAACAAAACAACAAGAACCCACCAACAACAUAUGAAUCAAUAUGGCUAACAACCCAACAAUUCCCCUCCAUGCCCGCAGGCAAACAAAUCUCACUGCAGCCCGCUAAAGACAACCAGCCAUGCCUGCCCUCCACCUCUCUCAGUACCACGGAAAUUAAAUGGAUAGAAAGGGAAACGACCCAAGCGACGCUGACAUAAAAACCACACACAAAGACCAAGCAUUACCACCCCAACCCACCCCCUCUCCCCCCUCUUCUUCCCCAACUUUAUUCUGCAUACAACAUUAAUGUCUCACUUCAAAUGUAAAAAAGCCUACAACCUGAAAAAGAGACAAUGCAUGUACUUUUGCAAACCAAAACAAUAUCUAACUUUUAAAAAAUGUUAUUUAAAGACCAUUAGACUGUACUAAACUGUACCGUUGACAUAGAAUUGCUACAAAUUGCUACAAAGAACAACGCUACAAAUAUAUAAUGCGCAUCUCUUCAGGGGCUAAAGUUACUUCACGUAUAAGGAAAGAGGGGCUACAUACAGCUACACAAGUAACUCCGGGAACCCACCGCGUCUUCUUCCAAAGCCGGGGGCAGCCCUCGACUUUGCCGUCUGCGCAGCGGCAGCGACUCCAAGAAUUCCCGUCUUUUAGAGACUUCGCGGAAACGCGAGGAAGCCCCCGGAACCGACCCUAAGUGUAACAUGCGAAUUACACGCACAUUUCACGGGGACUCUCCCUUGACAGUGGGGGGGAAAGGGGUGCAGCAAAGGCACUUUCUAACAUGCAGAACUGGAGGGACAGAGAUGCUGCGGGGGGUACCUGAAGCGGGGAAUAGCCGUGCCAGCCCCGCAACCAUAAGCAACUGUUGAGUUGCUGUAUUACUCCUUGCCCUCCUCCCCACACCUUCGCCGCAGCCCCUCAUAAGCCUCCCACACACCGCCAGCCCCUCGCCUCACUCACCUCCUGCUCCGGACAGGUGCCCGUGAGGCAAGGUGGCUGCCACAGCCGGCCCGUAGGCGCGGACAACCUUGCUGCCUCCAGCUCUCGCUCUCUCGUUCUCUCCGCUCGCUCAAGCUGUUCCGCCAGGCACUGACCCCGCCCACCACGCGACGGAAGCCUCUCACUCCAGCGAAGAGACCGAGCCGGCAUCCGAGCCUCCUUUUUCUAGACUCUUGGCCCCGCCUCCCUGGCUCCGCCCACAGUGGUAGAUAAGUAAAUGAGAGGCAAGCGCACAAACGCGCGUGCUCAAAAAGCCUUCUCCCCGCUCUCCCGCCACCCUAGAGUUAGGAAAAUAGAGAGUCGCCUCAGGCUCUGUUUGCCGCUCUUCUCCCCUCCCGCCACCCUAGAGUUAGGAAAAACAGUAGAGUCGCCUCAGACUCUGCUUACUGCUCUUCUGCCUCAUUACUCAUUUUGCAUAGACUGAUAAAACAGUAGGCGGGUCAUUCUCACUGCCGGAGACGAUGCGUCCGAUAUAGAUAUACACAUAUAUAGUUAGCACACACAUACAAAAACUCUUCGCUCGCCUCCGCCCGCACGGCGCCUGCGCGCCCUGCGAAGGUUGCGCCAAAUGAAAGGGAGGCGGGAACGCAGGCGCUGAUUGGACGGCAGAGUUUCUCGCGUCACCAGUAGAAAAGGAAAACAAAACUCCACGUGCUGCCUUGAACUCACAGCGAAAUUCUAGUUGCGCCUGUAUUUUUUAAAUUGUUUCUGAUCGCUCAUUGAUUUGGCUGCACUCUUCGUUUUAAAAGGGCGCAGUUCGUUUGCAUGUGCUUUAUUGUGCUUAUUUCUCUCUGCUGUGUAACGCUAUUACAGAGACAGACGCAACAACCCUGUGAAGUGGGCUUAGGCUUCGAGAAAGAGAAGCUAACCGGCUCAAAAACCACACGCAGUGAUCACCGUAGCUUAGCAGAUGCUUGAGCCUUGGCCUCUUACCUAGGUCCGCUUUCUAACAUCACCCUUUAUCUAAAGAGCUCUGGGUAUGUCAAACACACCGCUCUGCUUAAAAUAGCCGCUCAGAACCCAAUCCAACCCACCCAUGUUUAGCACAAGCUCCUGGCCUCCCGAAAAGACGCGUCCCGCCUCUCCUCUCGGGAGAUGUUUAUUCCUCUUUCCAACCAACUCGCAGGGGCGGGGAUGGAACGUAUUUCGAAAGUUCGGCCGAGGCGCUCUAGCCUUUCCAAGUCAACACGCUCCUUCCGCUGAGGGGAGGAAACGGUGAAAAACAACCGGAAGUGGAGCCCGUGGCGCGUGUGCUGGACCGCUUUGCCUCGGUCUGUUACCGAAGAAGAAGCAGAUGCAUCAGGUAUAUUUUAGUGUAUUUAUCUCGCAUUACAGUAGCCUGGCCAGUUCGUAAAGAGGAAUUAGGGUUCUCGGGAUGCUGUUUUCGAAGCAGGAAGGGAUGCUUAAUUGCUUUGGAGAGCCAGUGUGGUGUAGUAAUUAAGAGCGGUAGACUCCCUAAUCUGGUGAUCCGGGUUCUCGUCUCCGCUCCUCCACAUGCAGCUGCUGGGUGACCUUGGGCCAGUCACACUUCUUUGAAGUCUCUCAGCCCCACUCACCUCACAGAGUGUUGUGGGGGAGGAGGGGAAAGGAGAAUGUUAGCCGCUUUGAGACUCCUUCGGGUAAUGAUGAAGCGGGGUAUCAAAUCCAAACUCUUCUUCUUCUUUACAGUAUUUAGUAUUAUAGGUGCCUAAAGCGCUUCCACGUGGGUUACUCCUUUGUUUACUGCAUCUAUUCAUAUCGCACGCUUGCUCUAACCAGUUUAUCGCUGAUUGUUGGUCACACUGGCCGGGCCAAUUUAUUUGUUUUUAUUUAUUAAAUUUUCAUCUCAUCCAUCCCAAAGGAGCCCAAGGUGGGAAACCCAUCCACAGUUUUAAAAAAGCAAACUCUUAAAACAGUUCUAAAAUGGCAUUUCAUCCACCGUUUUCAGGACUGCCAGGAUCAGUGUUUUUCAGCCACCAAAUAUCUGGGUAAGCUUGACAAUUUCAAAUUCCUCCUGAAAGUUAAUAACGUUGGAGACAGACUAGCCUCACUAGAGAAGCCAUAUGACAAACUGAAACCACCACUGAUAAGGCCCUGUCAUGAGUCAGGACCAACCAGACAACCCUCAAUGGUGGCACCACCAGCAAGGCCUCAUCUGUGUGUGAGAUGUUUGAUAUUAGUAUUGUAGGGGGGAAAUGGGAUUGGCUUUUGCUGCCCAAUUCCCCAACAGACUCUGAGUCCCCUAAGUCCAUGAUCAGUGAGAGAAGAAUGGAUGGAGGCAAGAUCCAGUGAAAGCAAGGCAGAUCUUUAAUUUUCUGUUGUGUGACAGAGUUCCCCCCUCCUUGCAAGGAGAUGAGAGGCUCAGAGCAAAGGUUUGUAAGCCACUUUAAAAACUUUCAACAAUGCUCAACCCCUUAGCCAAAGACUACCCAGAAAAAUAUCACAGAAAGAGGAAGUCUGCCACAGACAUUUGAGAGUGUGGCUUCUCUCCUAUCUACCAGGAUACCUGAUAAUGUUUUACUGCAGGGGUCAGCAAACUUUUUCAGCAGGGGGCCGGUCCACUGUCCCUCAGACCUUGUGGGGGGGCGCGGACUAUAUUUUGAAGAAGAAGAAAAAAUGAACCAAUUCCUAUGACCCACAAAUAACCCAGAGGUGCAUUUUAAAUAAAAGCACACAUUCUACUCAUGUAAAAACACGCUGAUUCCCGGACCGUCUGCGGGCCAGAUUUAGAAGGUGAUUGGGCUGGAUCUGGCCCCCCCCCCCCAGGCCUUAGUUUACCUUCCCAUGUUUUACUGGUUGCAUUACCUGGGCAGUCUGGCUAUUCUUUUGAAGUAAAUACUUUAGUUCUUGAAUCCAGGUCACAGGUCCACCCUAUUCAUACACAAAGUAUGCCCUUAAGACAGGAUUUGGAAGUAAAAGAACUAAUGUAUCAAGAAAGGCUUCUCUUUAGGUCAUUAGGAGAGCCAAGAUGGUUUUUUAGGAUUGUUCUGUUUUCUCAGGGAAUACUUCCUAAAUUUUGAUGAUGGAAGUAUUGGUUUUCUGUUGAGUGUAUGUCUGCUGUGUGUGUGCAUCCUAACAUUUUAUAACCAUAGGUAGGAUAUACUACUUGCUGACUACCAGAGAAGGAGGGAGUGCUGGUGACCUCAAUUUCUGCUUGGUGGUUACAUGGACCAUUAGCCUGAUCCAGAAGAACUCUUCUUAUGUUCUUAUGAUUAGAGCUGCAGGUCAGUGGUAGAGCAUCUGCCUUGGAUGCAGAAGGUCCCAGCUUUUUCUGAUAGGGCUGGGAAUGAUUCAUACUUGAAACCCUGAAGAGCCAACCAGUGUAGACAGUACUGAACUAGAUGGACCAAUGGUCUAACUUGGUAUAAGGCAGCUUGUUAUGAAAGUUUGGAGGGCACUAUGUUGACUUCAUCUCCUGUAGUACAGAAGCUUUUGUGCACUGGUCCCAUUUUGUCAGAUGCCUAAAGUGUUUCCCUUAGGUGCAUGAUGUAACUGCUGUUUUGGAUGAUCUCAUCUUAGUAUAGCAAACCAAUAUAUGAACAAACCUUUUACUGUGGUACCUCAGGUUACAUAUGCUUCAUGUUACAGACUCCGCUAACCCAGAAAUAGUGCUUCAGGUUAAGAACUUUGCUUCAGGAUGAGAACAGAAAUCGUGCUCCAGCGGCGCGGCAGCAGCAGGAGGCCCCAUUAGCUAAAGUGGUGCUUCAGGUUAAGAACAGUUUCAGGUUAAGAAUGGACCUCCGGAACGAAUUAAGUACUUAACCCGAGGUACCACUGUAUAUAUUUACACUUCUAUCCCUGACAGGUUAUCAAAAGCACGAAAGUUUCUAACAAACAUUAUUCACAGAACUGCAGCCCAAGAAAAUGUGUCAUGCAACUGAUGAAGUUAGUCUUUAAAUUGCAAAACAAAAAACAACCAAAAAACUCAAAAUCCAGACAGCAGCCCUGAAACCAAUGCAGAGGUGCUGGGGGAAAAUACAGGUUUUACUUUCAAAUCUACCCAGUGAGUUUAAAGGCCUUCUUCGGGAACUAAACUGAAAAACAGCCUGCAGAGAGAUCUGUGGGCUAUAUCUUCCAAUACCAAUAUAUUGCAGAGUAGUGUAACAGUUAAGAAUGCUGGACCUGGGUUAAAUUCAUAUUGAAUCAUGAAGCUUACUAGGUGACCUUGGUUCAGUCAACCCAUCCCUCAAGUUUGCUAUGAGGAUAGAAUGGGGAGAUGAGAACUACGUACACCACAUUGAGCUCCUUGCAUGAAAAGGCAGGAUGUGAAUAUAAUAAGUAAAUAACUGGAAACUAGCACUGAAGUGCCGCAGCACUGGGCAGCACUAAAUACUCUUAAGACUGAGUUUUAAAUGCUGUAUCAUGUUUUUAAUAUUAGGUUGGGAGCUGCCCGGAGUGGCUGGGGAAACCCAGCCAGAUGGGCGGGGUAUAAAUAAUAAUAAUAAUUAUUAUUAUUAUUUAUUUGCCACUUCUCCUUUGCUUUUUAAAGGAAAUUAUGCACAGAGCUGAUGCAUCAUCAGCCUCAAAUGGCUUUCAUUUCCCAGAGUUGGUGAAGAAGAAGAAGAAAAAGAAGAGGAAGGAGGGCCUUAAUGGACAGGGGGAUGACCAACCUGUGGAGGCUGCCCCUUGCUCGCCUCCAUCUUCCGGACAUUCCUCAAUUUUUCCUUGGCUCGUUGAGGAUACAGAAGCUACUGGGGCCUGUAGAAAAAAAACAAAGAACAUAAAAGCUGGGAAAGAGAUUCCAGACUCUGAGUCAGAUGCUACUUGGAUCCCAACAGACAGUGAGCUGAAUAGCAAGUCUGGAACAGAUACUCGCGUAUGUAAUAAGAAAAAGAGGAAGUAUCAACAUAGUGAACAAGAGGGUGGCAGAGACUUUUGCAUUCCUGAGACUCCAGAAAAGGCCAGCAGCCUGCAUCCUGUGGUACCCUUAAUGCAGCGCUUAGAUCUUUCCCUGCAGGAGAAAAAGCAGACACCUCAGUCAGACAAAACUGCAGAAUUUUGUAGUCCCAUUGCACGGAAGAAGAAGAAAAAGCAUAAAAAAGCUGAAACUCCAGAAGAGGCCAGCAGCCAGCUUGAAGCCAGUGACUUGGAAAAUGCAGGUUAUGUCUCUGAAUCCACACCUGUUCAGAAGAAGAAGGCAAAAGUGCUCUUGUUAACAGAGCAGGCCAAGGCAAAUGGAGCUUCUGACAGGCUCACAGAUAUUAGGGCUCACCCUCCGAGUUUGCACAAGCACAAUAGAACAGACUGCAGUGACACAGGAGACACACAGAAGGACCUCUUUGCACCUUCACCUCCUGCAGUACUCUUAACACAGCACUCAGACCUCUCCCAGAAGGAGAGAAAAGAGGCAACUGAGUCAGACAAAACUGUGGAGUUCUGUAGUCCCAUUGCACGGAAGAAGAAGAAAAAGCGUAAAAAAGCUGAAACUCCAGAAGAGGCCAGCAGCCAGCUUGAAGCCAGUGACUUGGAAAAUGCAGGUUAUGUCUCUGAAUCCACACCUGUUCAGAAGAAGAAGAAGAAGGCAAAAGUGCUCUUGUUAACAGAGCAGGCCGAGGCAAAUGGAGCUUCUGACAGGCUCACAGAUAUUAGGGCUCACCCUCCGAGUUUGCACAAGCACAAUAGAACAGACUGCAGUGACACAGAGGACACACAAAAGGACCUCUUUGCACCUUCACCUCCUGCAGUACUCUUAACACAGCACUCAGACCUUUCCCAGGAGGAGAGAAAAGAGGCAACUGAGUCAGACAAAACUGUGGAGUUCUGUAGUCCCAUUGCACGGAAGAAGAAGAAAAAGCGUAAAAAAGCUGAAACUCCAGAAGAUGCCAGCAGCCAGCUUGAUGCCAGUGACUUGGAAAAUGCAGGAUUGCACAAGCACAAUACAACCAACUGCAGUGACACAGAGGACGUGAAGGAGGACUUCGUUACACCUUUGCCUCCCCCUGUACCCUUAACACAGCCCUCAGACCUUUCUCAAGAGGAGAACAAUGAGGUGAAUAAGUUGGACAGAACUGUGAACUUCAGCAGCCCUGCCACACGAAAGAAAUCACAUAAGCGUAAAAAUGCUCCCAGCACGAAUGCUUCUGAUGGUGGGUAAGUACCUUACCCAUGGAUGGGCUUUCUUGGCAGGUGUGAGGAAAACAUGAACUGCUUUAGUAUUUAAAUUGAUGGUUAGCAAAAGGGUGAAGGGCUUCAUGCACAGGCUCAAGGCUAAAACAAGUUUGUUGGCAACAGAUCUCUUGUGUGUCUCAACCCAGAUCUGUCCCAGAUGUGUAGAAGUGGGAGUCUGGGAUUCAGAAGAUGCACUAGAGAGAGGGUGGAGCUUAGGAGUGUUGAAGCCUGCCUUCCUUUUCCACUUCAGCUGAAAAAGGCACUCCAGGCAGCUUACAGGUAUCAGAAAUAGUUGCUUCCCACUGGCUUACAAUCUAGAAACACAGCCAAUCAGAUUCAGGUAGGUAGCCGUGUUGGUCUGACACAGUGCACCUUAGAGACCAACUAAGUUUGUUCUGGGUAUAAGCUUUUGUGUGCAUGCACACUUCCUCAUAAUAAUAAUAAUAAUUGGCUGUAUUAAUUCCCCCCAAAUUGUAAAACGUUUCCAUGGUUGGAGUGCCGGAGUGUACUAAAAAGACUGUGUUUCAGCUGCCAGCCACCACUUGUAUUCGUUAUCCAAGCUUGUGUGCAUAGUAAAUUGUUUCAAUAUACACAUCACAUUCCAAGAGUCUUACACUCAAGCAUUAGAUAUGCUAUUCCAACACUGCAUAAGCAUCACUGGGCUGGUUGAUCAGGUCACCUAGUAAGUAAUCUUUCCAAGACAGGUGAGGUGUGGCUUUUGUCAAUAGCAUGUGUCUCACAAGCUAAUGCCGGGGUUUUCCCUGGCAUCCCAAAGCGAUUUUCAGUGCCAACAAGUGCCAGUAAUAGUAUGCAGGCCUCACGUUUUGCUCUCCUAACAGGCCACAGAAAUCUCCAACUCCUGUCCAUUCAGACGCUGAGGAAUCAUCUUCCAGCAAGUUUUCCCUUGUGGACAAUGAGUUUGUAGAAUUUUCUCAGCUUUCAAUGAAAGAUCUGGACUCUGCCACCAAGGAGCUGGAAGAGUUCAUUCCUCACAUCAGGACCCUGAGUGAUUCAGCGAUCAGACAGCUGGCUGGUCGGGACCUGGUCAGGUUUAGAAAUUUUAAGAAAAAAGGUGUGUACAGUCCUGAGUGAGAACACCUUUCACUUGGGUAGGCUCUUCAGUAAAUCAAAGGUCAUGGCAAUUUCUUUGCAUAAUCUCCAAAGUGUUAUGUACAGGUGAUUAAUACUCAAAUAAUGAAAAUGCAGAGGGGAAGGAAAGUGUACACUACCCUUUCAUCCUGGGAGGAAAGGUGGAAUACAAAUGUUGUUAUAUGUAUUCAUUGAAAGAAAGGGUGUGUAUUUGUGUAUAUAUAUGUAUAUUUAUUCAGACCACAUGUACCCCGUUCUUCAACCAAAAGAGGCUCUGAGUGGCUUACAUACAAUCCCUUAAAACAAAGCAGUCGCUUCUUAUGGGCCCACAAUUUAAAAAAGACAGCACAUAAGGAAAGGAGGACAUGGCAGGCAGAGGAAAACACAAACUCAGGCACCAAACAGGGCUUUAAUAACCAGCUGACACAGAAACAGUUUAGGGGUAGGAGGUUUCUGUUGCAGCUGGUAUUCUGGCAGAACUGGUAGAUAACCUGAUGGAAUGGUAGGUUUUACACAUACACACAUGUGCUCUUUGCAAGGGGCAUAGCAGUGGUGAGUAACCGGUAGUUCUCUAGAUGUUGCUUAUUUUGUGGGGAAAAGGUUGGGACACCACAUUUCUUGACUCCCAAUUCAGAAAAUCAAAGAGCAUGGUCUGCCCUCAUAUAUGUCACUUGUGGUCACUUGUAGGUGUGUACAUGCUCAGCAGGGGUGGGAAACUUGUGGCCCUCCAAAUGUUGUUGGACUCUUAACUCCUGUCUGCCCCAGGCCCAUUGCUAAUGGUCAAGGAUGGUGGGAGAUAAAAGUCUAGCAACCAUGUGGAGGGUCACAAUGUUUCCCACCUCUGGCUUUGAGAUGGCAAACAUUUGAUGUUUGUCCUAAUAACCAAGACCCAAACCCACAUCUACAACUAGCUUAUCAUUUUAUGGUAGGUGUAGAGAAGCUAUGGCCAUCUAGAGGUUGCUGAGCUUCCAACUCCCAUCAUACCUCGCCAUUGGCUAAACGCGAUGGGGCCGUUGGGAGCUGGAGUUCAGCAAUACAGUGGUACCUCGGGUUACCUACGCUUCAGGUUAAAGACGCUUCAGGAUACAGACUCCGCUAAUCCAGAAAUAGUACCUUGGGUUAAGAACUUUUCUUCAGAAUGAGAACAGAAAUUGUGUGGCAACGAUGCAGUAGCAGUGGGAGGCCCUAUUAGCUAAAGUGGGGUUAAGAAUAGUUUGAGGUUAAGAGCAGACCUCCAGAACAAAUUAAGUUCUUAACCCAAGGUACCACUGUAUCUAGAGACCCAAAGGUUACUGCACCUGUUUUAUGGGAGCACCAAGCACAAUUUAGGAGUCCUGGGUCCUGAAAAAUGGCCAGUUUCACAAAAGCUGACAGUAGACAAGUUAUCCAUGAGGCUCAUGUUGCAACACUGCAAGGUAUACGUGGCCCUGUGGCCCUGAAAACUACUCAGCGUUAUGAAUGAGUGAUUAACGCUGAAGGGCAAGGUCUGAAAUCUGAAACUUUCCUAUUCUCCCUUGGAAAUGAUGUAGGCGUUGCUGUGCGGUUUGGCAAAUUUUCCAGGAAAGAAAACCAUCAGCUGCGGCACAAUGUUGAGGCCUUCUUGAAAGACACUGGGAUAGAGUCUGCAGAAAAACUCCUCUUUGCUCACAGGUUCCCCCAAGAGAGAGAAUCCAUCAACAAACUGAAAACUAAAAACUUGUUUGGUGCAAAGAUUGGUGAGUAUUUGACUGGGUGGCUUUUGUGGGUGACUUGGUAGUGAGGGGGUAGUCUUGCUAAAAGAUUUGCCUCUCUAGUACAUUUGUGAAGCUGUCCAAAUUCCCUCCUUUGUCCGAAUCAAACCAUAAUCUAUUACAUAUAUGGGAAAGUUGUUUGUUUUACCAUGUGUAUGGACACUUGUUAAGAUACCAUAGCCAAAUUUAGCAUGAUGGCUCCUGAGAUCGUGGAGCAGGUAUUUAGGUUUGUUUGGAUACCAUUGGAUGCCAUUUUGAAUCAAGAUGGCGAACUGAAAUCUUACAAAACUGUCCUGGGUUUCUUCAUUUCUUGGAUUCCCAAGCAAUUCUGGCCACAGGCUAGCUAGUUAUAUACAAGUUAGUCAGGGAUGGAGAACCUUUGGUUCUGUAGAUAUUACUGCACAAAACCAUCAGGAAGAACUUUCCGACAGUAAGAGUAGUUUGACAGUGGAACAGACGCCCUUGGGAGAUUGUGAACUCUGCUUUGCUGGAGGUUUCUAAGCAGAGAUUGGAUGGCCAUCUGUUAGGGAUGCUUAGUUGAGAUUCCUGCAUUGCAGGGGGUUGGACUAGAUGACCCCUGGGGUACUUUCCAAUUCUAUGAACUCCCAUCACCAUUGACCGUGAUGAUUGGGACUAAUGGGUGUCCAGCAACAUCAGGGAGGGAAGGGUGGGAAUGAAAUUGAGGUCCCUUUAAACAGCUGUUCUCACACUUACCAGCUUGCAUACUUCAGGAGUCAAAGGCUCUGAUGGAGCUGGUCUUUUGGCCAAGCUGAUGGCCUUCGGCUUCCUCUCUCUCCCACGCUGAGGCAGCCUGAUGGAAUGGCUGCUCACAGAUGACAGUUUAGGGAGAUGAUGCAUGAUGGAGCUCAUGUGGUCAAAGCAGGGCUGAUGGAGUGAAUUUAAUUUUUAACCUCUCAGAAAGAGGGAAAGCCCCUAAAGAAAAAGAUCAACCACAGUCAUUAAGAAAUCAAAAGUUCCAUGUUUUUUCUAGCGUGAUGUACCGUUUUCCUUAGCUGGCCUCUGAGAACAUUUCCCAGAGAGAACAAGGUUCAUAACGAAUAAAUGCUGCUCUGGGCUUAUUAUAUAAAUUGAAUAAAGGGUGGUAAUAUUUUGGUGUAUAAAAACACAAUCAUAACAUAACUGCUGCAAAAUCAGCAACCCAUAAUCCAAUUAGUUCCUUAAUGUAGAUUGUCUUUAAUCACAAAAUGUCGAUUUUAAUGCAUCUUUAUCGAUUCUUCUGAAGCUCAGGGAAUUCCAAGGCCUUGGAGGCUAGUAUAUUACCGAGCAAGAAAAAUGUACGAUCCCAAGAAUUAUAAUGGAAGGUAAGAAAGGCAACUGGGCUUCUCUGGGGUUUUUUUGCUGUUGUCAUGGAGGCAUCCCAGAAUACUUGGCCACCGAGCCUAACAGGACAGGGUUCUGGAGUUCCUACUCGGAAAGUUUUUCUCUCUGCCUGAACUCCAAAAGACUCACGUUUUAGCUCCAGAUUUCUGAUUUCACUAAAGCUUUAACUUUUGUCCUUUGUCACUUCCAGUUCAAUGCAUACUUGUGGGGCUUAUUGGCUCCUGAUCUCAAGGAAGCAAGUAAUGGAAGCAAUAGAGACAGCCACUGUCUGAUGUGUAGCACGAGGGAGUUCCAAAUCUAGCAUGCCACUACACAAAAGGGACGAUUCCUACAUCAUAGCAAAUGGACCUCCCAGUAAUAUGGUAUCUCCUGAAGGCCAGCUCCUACAGAGUGAAGUCAGAGCAUAAGAGCCUGCUGGAUCAGGCCAAUGGCCCACCUAGUCCAGCAUCAUCUUCUCACAGUGGCCAUCCACAUGUCUGUGGGAAAGCAGCAAGCAGGACCCUGAGCACAAGAGCCCUCUCCCCUCUUGUGGUUUCCAGCAACUGGUCUUUAGGAUCAUUGCUUCUGCUGACCAUGGAAGCAGAGCAUAGUCAUCAUUGCUAGUAGACACUGAUAGUCUUCUCCCCAUGAAUUUUAUCUAAUCUUCUUUUAAAACAAUCUAGAUUGGUGGCCAUCACUUCCUUCUGUGGGAGAAUCCUCCAUAUUUUAACUCUGGUGCAUAAAGAAGUCCCUUUUUUAUUUUUCCUUUAUCUUCCAAAAUUCAGCUUAAUUGGAUGUCCAUGAGUUCAAAUGUUAUGAGAGAGGGAGAAAACUUCUUUCCUUCCACUUUCUCCAAGCCAUCCAUAAGCUUAGAAACUUCUAUCAUGUCACCAAGUAAUCGCCUUCUCUCUAUGUGGAAAAGUCCACAAUGCUUCAACCUUUCUUCAUAAAGCAGUCACUCCAUCUCCUUGAUUAUUUUGGUUGCCCAUUUCUAAAGCUUUUCCAAAUCUGCAAUAGCCUUUCUGAGGUGAGGCAACCAGAACUGUACAGUCUUCCAAAUGCGGUCACGCCAUAGAUCCAUAUGAGGGCAUUAUAAUAUUGAUUCCACUGGUGCUUCGUUGGGUAUGUACUGGGUGAGAAUGUAAAAUGUAUUUUGCAUUGAGCAAUUUCUUUCCAAAAUGUUCAUUUACCAAAGGUUGCUCUUGGAUCCAGUCAUAAGCAUUAUUAUUAUUAUUAUUAUUAUUAUUAUGUUUAUUAUGUUUAUUAUGUUUAUUACAUUUAUAACCUUCCUUCAAGGAGCUCCUCCUCCUCAUCUUAUCCUCACAGCAACCCUGUGAGGUAGGUUGGUUUGAGUGACUGCAGCUGGCUCAUGAACUUCAUGGCUGAAUGGGAAUUUGAACCCUAGUCUACUAUGUCUUAGUCAUAGGAAUGGUGCAUCCAGAAUACUAUGCAAAGAGUUAAUGCUGUAGCAUAGAAUCUGUAGCAAGUAUAUUGUGUUGUGCUGCUGUCUGCCUCAUAGUCAGUCUGUAAAUAUUAGUCAGUCUCAGACACAAGUUCAUGUAAAUAUAUUUCAGUAGUAUAAGUAUUACCUGCCUUUCUUGUUCAUUCAAUCUGACAAGAGCAAGCACACCUAGUAAAAGCCAUGUUAUUUUUAAACUUUAAAAGCAAGUGUUGCAUAGUUGUUGUUUUUUCUGGGAGAAAAAGAGAACUAUUAAAAAGGGCCUAACAACUUGGGGCAACCUCCGCACAACUCUGUAAAGUAUAAUUACCACAAGUCUGACACACUAACCCACUACCAGUGCAACUAGCUCAUUGAGAACAGCAACCCUUUUUCUCCCUAGGUAUUCUGAGUUGGAGAAAAAGAAGCUCAAGAAGUAUCAAGCCAUGUAUGGCAACAACUGGAAAAAGAUCUCGGACCUGAUGUCUCGCAGCAGCCAUUCAGUUGAAACAAAAUUUUCUGAGAUCAAAUGUGGUAUAUUAACACUCCUGCUCUUCCCCCCACCCCACCCCAACCCUGGCCUAAUCCUUCCUCAAACCAGGGCUCAGGGCUUUUAAAAUAAUUAUUUAAAAAUUUCACCAAAAAAAGCAGAAUUAUGGAAAUUGGGCAUGCUGGUGUAUCUUUUUUGGAUCAUUUAUUCUAUGGUACUUUCUUACCUCUGUCAUUCAAAUUCGGCAACUUGAGGGUGAGGGAGCCAAGGGGACGGAGGCCCAAAAACGUUUGGGAACUACUGAACUAGGUUGAAUGGAGAACUGUUGCUAUCUGUUUAAACCAGCAAUCCAGUUUGUCAUUCUUGUUACUGAUGCUAGCCAGCCAAGACCUUCCCCUGCAUAAGCCCUUGCAAGAUGUCUAGAGCUGAUAAUGAAUUAAAUCAGUAUUUUCCCCUUUUAAAUGAAUUCAGCGUAUAACUCCGGUCCUUGGGGUUCUGAAGAGACAAGGAAGCUAGUUCAAGCCAUCAAGGAGACACUGCUGUCCAAAAUGAGAGACUCAGAUCCUGCUUCAGAGAAAGAGGAUGAGGAUGGAGCACUCAUGGUCACGUAUGAGAAUCUCUGGAAGGGCAUCUCGUGGUCCAAAGUGGAAGCCAAAGUGGGCACCAGGCACUGGAGGCAGUGUAAACAGAAGUGGUAAGAGUGGUCAGGGAACCUUUGUCUCCCUCUAGACAUUGAGCACAACUCUCAUCAGCCACUGGCAACAUGCAUACGAAAAGGUCCCAUCCUUGACACCUCUAGUUAGGUCUGCAGAAUGAUCCUUUCAAGAAACCCCUGCCAGCUGUCCUCAGGCAAAUUGUUCCUCCCUUUUCCUCCUGACCUGGCCACAGUGAUCCAAACGACAUUCACCUCCAGGCUUGACUACUGUAAUUCCCUCUACACGGGGCUGCCCUUGAAGCCGUCCCAGAAACUCCAGCGGGUGCAGAAUGCUGCAGCGAGGCUCCUCACGGGGUCUCUGCCAUGGGAGCAUAUUCACCCAGUGCACUGGCUCCCAGUGGAGUACAGGGUCAGAUUUAAGGUGCUGCUUUUGACCUUUAAAGCCCUUCACGGCCUAGGACCCUUGUACCUACGGGACCACCUCACCCGGUAUGUCCCACGUAGAGCCUCAAGGUCCAUAAAUAGCAACACCCUAGUGGUCCUGGGCCCUAAGGAAGUUAGAUUAGCUUCAACCAGAGCCAGGGCCUUUUCAACACUGGCUCCGGCCUGGUGGAACGCUCUGCCUCAUGAGACCAGGGCCCUGCAGGAUCUGAUUUCUUUCCGCAGGGCCUGUAAGACAGAGUUGUUCCACCUGGCCUUUGGCUUGGAGACAAUUUGAUUCCCUCCCCCUCUUUCUUUUUUCUUUUUUCUUUUCCCUUUCUCCUCCUGUGAUGAGGCUGCAUUUUAAUAUUUUAAUGUUGUAUUUUAAUCUUGUUUUUAAGUUGUAUUCAUUCAACUUGUUUUUAUUAUUGCUUGUUAGCCGCCCUGAGCCCGGCCUUGGCUGGGGAGGGCGGGGUAUAAAUAAAAAUUAUUAUUAUUAUUAUUAUUAUUAUUAGGUGGGGCUAUUCAAAUUUGUUGCUCAUUCCCCCUUUUAAUUAUUGCUUUUUUAUUUUAUUUUCUUUCAUUAUACAAUUACAAAUUCACACCCAUAUUUUCACUUAUAUUUAAGGUAUAACAAUCCAUAUUGUGAUUACCUCUCCCCGCCCCCCCCCCCCCGUGAUUUCCCACCACCACAUUGCAGCUUCUUCUAUUUACAUUUCAUUUUCUAUUGUUUUGUAUAUCUUGUUAUCAUUUUUGCACAAAAUAAAUGACUUAUCUAUCUGGAUUUUUACUUAUCCCAAACUUCAAUAUCUAAAAUGUCCGUAUUUCCCAAAAUCAUCUCCUCUCUUAACCAGCAUAAACAUGUGGCUUUAUAAUAGAGUUUUAAAUCUGGCAGAGCGAAGCCUCCUUUCUUUUUUAUCCAUUAGUAAUUUGUACUUGGACUGAUGCGGGUGGCGCUGUGGUCUAAACCACAGAACCUAGGGCUUGCCAAUCAGAAGGUCGGCAGUUCGAAUCCCUGUGAUGGGUGAGCUCCCGUUGCUUGGUCCCUGCUUCUGCCAACCUAGCAGUUCGAAAGCACGUCAAGUGCAAGUAGAUAAAUAAAUAGGUACCGCUCCGGCAGGAAGGUAAAUGGCGUUUCCAUGCGCUGCUCUGGUUUGCCAGAAGCGGCUUAGUCAUGCUGGCCACAUGACCCGGAAGCUGUCUGCGGACAAAUGCCGGCUCCCUCGGCCUAUAGAGUGAGAUGAGUGUGCAACCCCAGAGUCAUCCGUGACUGGACCUAAUGGUCAGGGGUACCUUUGCCUGUAAUUUAUACUUGAUACAUGGUUUCUUGUCCUGCCAAAUAAACUUGGAUAUGUCCCUCUCCAGAUUUUAAAACACUCCAUUUCCCUAUAAUUGGGAUCAUUUGAAAAAGAAAUAAUAUUUUGGGUAAAACAUUCAUUUUGAUAGUCGAAAUUCUUCCCCAUAGUGUCAAAUUUCAUCUAUUCCAGAUUUCCAUAUCUUUUUUUAUUUCUUUCCAUACUUUAUUAUACAUGGUUACCCCAAUUCCUAAAUAUUUGACUUUCUUUGCUAUUGACAGACCAGAUUUUUUUGUAACUCAUUUUUCUCUUGUUCACCCAUAUUUUUAACCAUUAAUUUCAUUUUAAAUUUAUUCAAUUUAAAUUCUGAAACUUUACCAAAUAUACUCAUUUUUUCCAGCGUUUUCAAGAUACUUUCCUGUGCAUUUUCCACCAUUAUUACUAAGUCACCUGCAAAUGCCUUCAAUUUACUGAAUAAACAAUUGUAAUCAGCUUUCUUUUUCUUCUUAAGGAUUAAUAUUGUAACCAAGAAGUUUAUGGGUAAGCGGACAAAAAGGAGCAGACUUGAACACCUGCGGAUAAACAUUGCCCUCAUUGAAAGGUAUUAGCAAAAUUUAUUGUUUGUUUAAUUAAAAUUAUAUACAAUGGACGACAGAAACAAACUUGUGGUUUUCAAAAGGAAUAAGACAAUAAAACUCUGGUAUUUAUAUGCAUGAAAUUUUCCCCAGGUUGUUUGACCCUUUUAAAAAUAUAGUUCUCUUUUUCUUUCCUAUAAAAGACUGUACAAUCUUCUCUGUUUAGAGUUUAAACUUAACACAUUACUUUACUUGAUAUACUAAAACAUAUUUACACAUGUGUGUGUAUGUGUGCUCUCUCACUCUCACUCUACAGUUGAUAACAGAUCUAACUGAAAAAACUGUCAGUUUGCAUUUUUUGGUUCAGAGGGUAUUUGAUGUGCAGAGAUCUUUCCUAUUCUAAUUGAUUCAAGUAGGGUUCUGGAAGCUUUUUCUGUGUGAUACAAGCUGGUGCCAGGCGAAAGUUUCUAGCUAAAAAACAAGCCUCUCUUCUUCUUAGAAAUAAGUAGCAGGCUCUUGAUGUUUAGGUUAUAAUUUCAAAGAAGCUGAAUAGCUUGUUCAAACUCAUUCUGUUAUCUCUUUCUAUCAAGGUCAUGCUGACUGUAAUAAUAGGCCAGAAGGAGCCUUUUUCACUUUCUCUUUUGUUCUGGUGUGGUGUUCUGUACAGAGUACAGUCAUACCUUGGGCUGAAGUAGCUUCAGGAUGAGUAUUUUCAGGUUGCGCUCCGCGGUGACCCGGAAGUAACGGAGCGCGUUACUUCCGGGUUUUGCCACUCACGCAUGUGCAGACGCUCAAAAUGACUUCAAGUGCAUGCACGGGAGCGGCGAAUCGCCAGACUCACGGACGCGGGUUGCGUUCGCUUCAGGAUGCGAACGGGGCUCCGGAAUGGAUCCUGUUCGCAUCCAGAGGUACCACUGUAUGCUUAGUCUUUAGGUUUCAGUAUAUUGUAAGUUUAAGUUAAGUCUACUGCAACUGGAUUUCUUGUGGAUUGUGCCGAUCUUUAAGAUAUUGGAUUCAUAACUCUUAAGCUCAUUUGUCUUCAGUAGUAAGAGCUCUGCUGGAUGAAGCUAAUUGCCUCUGGUCUAUUUUGGGGGGAUCCUGCAAAGUAUUUAAGCUUUUACUCAGCUAACUAUAUGUUGGGAUCUACUUUGGAUCAAUAUUGAGGCAGAAUUCAUGACAAAAACUGCCUACUAUGGUGAUGUUAUAGGAUUCUAUAUUACAUUAACUCUUUGCAUAGCAUUUUGGAUGCAGCACUCCCACAAAAACUACCAAUAAAAACAGUUUAAAACUAUUUUAAAGCAUUCAGUAAUAACUACAAUCAACAAUAAACUGAAAACCAGAUCAAAACACAUGUCUGGGUAGGCUUGCCUAAACAGAAAUGAUUUUAGCAGGUGCUGAGAAGCAUAUAGGCAGGGGGUUUCAAAGCAUAGGUGUUGCUAUGCUAAAAGAUUGAUUCCUUAUAAUGCAGAAUGAAAAUUAUGUGGCAUCUGUAACAGUGCCAGUUCCGCAGAUCAAAGCGGUUGAGUGAGUGUAUAAGCUCUGCCCAGGUUCCUUACAAGUACCUGGAAUCAGUCUCAGAUCCUGUGAUGCUGUCAUUAUACAGCAGAACAUAAGAAGAUAAGCAACAACAACCAAAAGACAGGUCUCCUUUCAAAAGAGCACAUUUAAUUUUAUCAGUAACAUAGGGCUGUAGCUAACUAAAUUACAGUCAGAAGAAACCAACUGAAAUUUUAAGUUUUCUGCCCACUGUUUUUAGUUGAUCUACAAACCUGCCCGAGCUCUGAGAUCAUCAGGGAAGGCCCUUCUUUUAGUCCUACCACCCUGACAGACAUGUCUGGUGAGGAUGCGAGAGAGGGCCUUCUUAGUGGCUGCUCCUAGACUUUGAAACUCCCUUAUUAGGGAAGCUAGACUGGCUCCUUCCUUGUUGUCCUUCCGCAAGCUGGUGAAGACUGUUUUACUCCAACAAACCUUUGCAACUGGCUGCUUUUAAGGAAAGGGCUUUUAACGGUGUGCUGUUUUCACCUGCUGCAUUUUAAUAAAUUGUAUUAUACAUCAAUCAUUCUAAUUCUAUUAUACUUUUAAACUUUUAUAUGUUUUUAGCGUUCCAUGUUUUACCCAUGUUUAAUUUUUGUGUGUGGGCUGCCUUUAGUUCAGUUUCUGGGGAAAAGGUGGGACAACACUAAAAAGAUAAUAAUAAAGAUAAUAAUAGAUAAUGAGCAAAUCACCCAGAUUUCUUCUGUAUUUCAGGUUGUAUGAAGUGGAUGCUGAUGACGUGGAAGAAGUUGAUUGGGAAGAGAUAGCCAGUGCUAUAGGGUACAUUAAAAAAUAUUUGUCAGUAACAUGGGGGAAGUGUCUACAAUUCUGUGUCCUUUUUGUCAAGUUCUUAAUGUACUGCUGGUCUGUAUAAUGCAGGGAUUCAGAACCUGUGGCCCUCCAGAUGUUGCUGGACUCUCAUCAGCUCCCAGACAGCAUGGCAAAUACUCAGGGAUGAUAGGCGUUGGAGUCUCAACAACCUCUGGAAGGCCACAGAUUUUCCCACCUCUGAUCCAAAAAGAAGGAUUCCCUACUGAAUGUAAGAGAAGAAAGAAUGCCUCUAGAAGAGGUGAUCCUCUCAUGAAAGAGAAGGAUUCUGCUUCUUAGAUCAGGGCUGGGGAAGCUGUGCCCCUCUACAUAGUUGCAAGAUCAAUGGUCAGGAGAUGAUGGGAGUUGUAGUCCAACAUCAUGUGGAGGGUCAUAAGCCUCCCAUCCCAGGUGUAUGGAAAGGAGCAUGUAAUGAUUCUGAACACGUCUAUUUGAAGUGUUUUGGCAAGUAUCCAUAGCAAAGGAAAAGACAGUUAAGAACUGUCUCCUGGAUCAGGACAACAGCGAGCUCCAUGGACCAUAGAUGUUGACUGGUUUGUUUACAGCAGAACCAUUCAUAGGAGCAAUCUUUCAAUUUUCAUUAAACACAUGCAUACAUAAUUUUAUAUGUAUGCCACCUUUCCACUUUUCAAACCAUGCUCAAAGCAACUUACAGAUAAAAAAAUGCAUAACUACAACAUAACAAAAGUAGUCAAUAAAUUCAAUAAAUAAAACAAAAAAUAAACAACCAAACUGAACUAUUUCCACAUAAAACACAAGAUUUAAAAUAAAGAUACAAAAAACCAACAGCAAGAAACCUCCCCCCCCCCAUGUGAGAAACUAAAUGUGGGUUGCUCGCUUUUUCAUUCUCUCAUGCAAGCACUAUUGCAGAAUAAUUUCUCUUUUUAUAUACCCCCUUCUCUGCCUCACAGGAAUGUCCCUCCAUAUUAUAUUCGGAGCAGAUUUUACAGAACCAAGGCUUACCGUGUCCCUCAUUGGAAUAACAGAAGCUUCAUGGGUGAGUUUGCUGGUCUUUCCUCUUGCUUGGGGACAGGAGAAACGUAACAGGGAGAAAUGUAAAGUAUUGCACUUGGGCAAAAAAAAUGAGAGGCACAAAUACAAGAUGGGGGACACCUGGCUUGAGAGCAGUACAUGUGAAAAGGAUCUAGGAGUCUUGGUUGACCACAAACUUGACAUGAGCCAACAGUGUGACUCAUGCAGCUAAAAAAGCCAAUGCAAUUCUGGGCUGCAUCAAUAGGAGUAUAGCAUCUAGAUCAAGGGAAGUAAUAGUGCCACUGUAUUCUGCUCUGGUCAGACCUCACCUGGAGUACUGUGUCCAGUUCUGGGCACCACAGUUCAAGAAGGACACUGACAAACUGGAACGUGUCCAGAGGAGGGCAACCAAAAUGGUCAAAGGCCUGGAAACGAUGCCUUAUGAGGAACGGCUAAGGGAGCUGGGCAUGUUUGGCCUGGAGAAGAGGAGGUUAAGGGGUGAUAUGAUAGCCAUGUUCAAAUAUAUAAAAGGAUGUCACAUAGAGGAGGGAGAAAGGUUGUUUUCUGCUGCUCCAGAGAAGCGGACACGGAGCAAUGGAUCCAAACUACAAGAAAGAAGAUUCCACCUAAACAUCAGGAAGAACUUCCUGACAGUAAGAGCUGUUUGACAGUGGAAUUUGCUGCCAAGGAGUGUGGUGGAGUCUCCUUCUUUGGAGGUCUUUAAGCAGAGGCUUGACAACCAUAUGUCAGGAGUGCUCUGAUGGUGUUUCCUGCUUGGCAGGGGGUUGGACUCGAUGGCCCUUGUGGUCUCUUCCAACUCUAUGAUUCUAUGAUUCUAGGAAACCUGUGGCCCCACUCAGAAAUUGUUGAGAAUACAACUCCCAUGAUCCCCUGACCAAUAGCCAUGUUGGCUGAGGCUAAUGGGAAUUAGAAACCAACAACAUCUGGAGGGCCAUCGGAUCCCAAUUCCUCAUCCAGCUUGUGUCUGUUUUUUAAAUCCCAUGUAUUGAACAUAUGAAUCUUUUUCUAAUGUACUCGGGGCGGGGGGAACCUCAGCUCUGGGGGCCGAAUGUGGCCCUUUACGACUUUCUCUGGCACUCAGCACUCUCAUGCCCCUUACUUGCCCUGCUCCAACCCCUUACUUGAAUGCUUUUGCUUGGCUGGAAUGUGUCAUUGAACGCUGAUGGUGCCUCUUUCUUGCUUGAAUGGAGGAUAGAGAAGGGUUUGUGUGAAUGGAAACCAGACUUCUGUAGGAAAGCAUCCAUUUUUCUGCAUGCUUUUGCCCUCACCCCACCCACCACUGGCAUGUGGCUCCUGUAAAGUUGCCUGGGAAGGAAUGUGACUCUUGGGUUAAGAAAGGUUCCCUCUCCCUGAACUGUGCACUGUGUGAAGAAGUGCUAUCCUUUGUGUGGAGGGCACCACGUUGGCUAAUGCAGCUUUAGCCUAAAGCCAUCCCAUGUUUCCAGUUGCCUUUUCGCACUUGUCACAUGCCUCUGAGCUGCAUUCAUGCUCUUUCUAUGUGUGUGAGUGUGGAUGUUGUGGUAAGAAUUUACUUCUACGUGCGUAUCUGUAUUGUGAUAAGGUUAGAGUACACAGGGGGUUCUUAAAGCACAUAAUUUGAAGAAGUCUAUAUGGGGUUUGGAAUAGGUAUAAAGACCUCUUAGAAAGGAAAAUGCCAAACUAGAUAGCACCCAUAGAAGCAGUGUCAGUGAAAAAGACAAACGUGAAAGAAAAUUGGGGUACCUAUAAAGAUAUAAUUCAAAGAAGGCCAACCAAUAUUAAAAAAGAAAAAAGAUAUACAGUGGUACCUCGGGUUAAGAACUUAAUCCGUUCUUAACCUGAAACUGUUCUUAACCUGAGGUACGACUUUAGCUAAUGGGGCCUCCCACUGCCGCUGUGCGAUUUCUGUUCUCAUCCUGAAGCAAAGUUCUUAACCCGAGGUACUAUUUCUGGGUUAGCGGAGUCUGUAACCUGAAGCGUCUGUAACCUGAAGCGUCCGUAAACCGAGGUACCACUGUACAAGACCGUAUCAAUGACUGGUUUCAGUACCAUCAAGUAAAUGAGAUAUUUUAAAAAGUUAAAGGAAAAAGGAUUUAGUAAGAAAAGCUUGGAGUGUGAAAAAGUUAUAAUGGUUAACAGAGAAAAACUAACUUCCACAAUUUAUAAUUCUUUGUUAGAAUGGGAGACUAAGGAAGAAACAACAAAGGCAGCAAUGAUCCCAUGGGCAAUUGAUUUGGGACAUAACAUAGACAUGAUAUCCUGGGAGAGGAUGUGGAAAAAGCAAUAAGCUUUUCAGUAUGUCACACCCUAAAGGAAAACCUACAAAAGAUGGUACCUCACCCUGACUAAAUUGGUCAAAAUGUAUAAAAGGGGAUCUAAGAUGUGUUGGAAAUGAGAAUAAAUAGAGGGGACGUGUUGGGGAUGUAAGAAAGUUAAGGAAUAUUAGAUGAUAUAGACAGAAAUAAAAAAAGAUGUUAAGGCUGACAUUUCCCCCCAAAAUGGAGAUGUUCCUUUUGGGUAUAGCAGAGGGUGAGAUACCUAAGAAUGUUUUAAAUCUUUUUCUUUAUGCAACUGGUACGGCCAGAGUAGCAUAUGCACAAAUGUUGAAGGACAAAAGCAGCCCAACAAAAGAGGGUUGGCAGAAUAAGUUAAAAGAAUACGUUAGCAAUCCUGACUAUAAAGAUAAGAAACCAGGAUGUACAUACCCUGAGAGAGGAGUGGGAGAUUAUUUAAAGAAUAACGUAAAUCUCCAAGUAGGACUAGAUAUGAACAGCAGCUGAAUUAAUUGGAAGGUAUAGGAAGAUUUGUAGCACAACUAAGAUUAAAAAGGAACCCAUGGAGGGAGGUGUGGGGAAGAAAGAACAAGGCAGACGGAUAAUGAAAUGGACGUGCCAAUUUACUGUAAAAGCAUAAAGAAUAUUUUUUUUUUAAUUACUUCUACACCACCUUGUUCAUUACCCUGGUGGGGGAACGCAUCUUAAAAAAAAACCCCACAAACCAAGGAAAUAAAACAAAUCCAUCAUCCAGGAGGGACCCAGCAUUUAUUAAAACUCUUGCAGUGGGAUAGCCUUGCCAACCAGCUGCUCAGAUGCUAGUUAGGAGGACUGCCAACUGAUGAAAGGCAAAUCAGAACAAAGCUUAUACAGUAGUUCAGACACAUCAAACAAAGAGUACUAAGCAUCUAAACAUUCUUAAACAUACAUCAGAAAAGCUUAUAGGUCAUGAGAAGUAAAACACGCAUGGCUCCAUAUUGGUAUCCCCACAAUCACCUUAGAGCACCCCAAAUAUACCUAUGCCAUUUGACCAUUUUAGGUAUUGGGUGUCAUAUGUUGCCCUGGUAGCCAAGCCUGUGAACAGAGCUUAUUGACAUUCCUCUCUCUUAUCUCACUCCCUUACCUCUUCCAUUCCAUUCCAUUCCCGCCCCGACCUGGCCACAGUGAUCCAUGCGACGGUCACCUCCAGGCUUGACUACUGUAAUUCGCUCUACGCACGGCUGCCCUUGAAGCUGACCCAGAAACUCCAGAGGGUGCAGAAUGCUGCAGCGAGGCUCCUCACAGGGUCCCUGCCAUGGGAGCAUAUUCACCCAGUGCUUUUCCAGCUGCACUGGCUCCUGGUGGAGUACAGGGUCAGAUUUGAGGUGCUGCUUUUGACCUUUAAAGCCCUUCACGGCCUAGGACCCUCGUACCUACGGGACCGCCUCUCCCGGUAUGCCCCACGGAGGACCUUAAGGUCCAUAAAUAGCAACACCCUAGUGGUCCCAGGCCCUAAGGAAGUUAGAUUGGCUUCAACCAGAGCCAGGGCCUUUUCAACUCUGGCUCCGGCCUGGUGGAACGCUCUGCCUCAUGAGACCAGGGCCCUGCAGGAUCUGAUUUCUUUCCGCAGGGCCUGUAAGACAGAGUUGUUCCACCUGGCCUUUGGCUUGGAGCCAAUUUGAUUCCCUCCCCCUCUUUCUUUUUUCUUUUUCCUUUCUGCUCCUGUGAGAGGCUGCAUUUUAAUAUUUCAAUGUUUUAGUAUUUUAAUCUUGUUUUUAAGUUGUAUUCAUUCAACUUGUUUUUAUUAUUGCUUGUUAGCCGCCCUGAGCCCGGCCUUGGCUGGGGAGGGCAGGGUAUAAAUAAAAAUUAUUAUUAUUAUUAGUCCCUGAGCCUCUCAGGAAGCCUCAAGGAUUUCUGAUUAGCUCUCUGAUGCUGACUCAUGAUAGACAUCCUGGAGGGCCAUUUGUGCCAUUUUCAGGGUUUUUUGUUUACAGCCUAGAGAGCAUACAGUUGUAAAAUGCAGGCCCUCAAGAUCCUUGCACAGAAAGCAAGCCUUUCCCUUCAUGCAAUUAAAAGCAAAACAUUGAAGAAUUAUUAAAAUAAAAAAUAUACACCUUGGUUCUCUUAAUUUUUAUAUCAGUAUCACUCAGGACAAGGCAGAUUCCAAAGUUGUAGAAGGUGAACAAGGAACUCUUUCAUUCUAUCUCUCUUUGAUUCCUUGGAUGUUCCACCUGAAUUGAAAAUGGCAAGGCAGUUGGAGCAGUGUGGGGCCCCUUUACAACUGCGCAACCUUGCCACCAUCUGCAACCAACAGUGCUCCAUAAGAGAUGCUAGUUUUGGCUUCUUGAUAAGGUUCUUGACCCUUACCAAUCUAUCAGUUAGUAUUACCUUGUUCUGUGGGUUCAAGGAGGCAGGGCAAACCAACUAUUGAAAAUCCAGCAAGAUCAGAGCAUAAUAAGAGCCCUGCAGAAUCAGGCCAAAGGUCCAUCUGCCCAGCUUCCUAAUCUCACAUUGGCCAACCAGAUGCCCAUUAAUUAUGGGAACCAUGCAAGCAGCGCUCCCCGCCCGCCCCCCCCGCCCGCCUGUGAUUCCCAGCAACUGGCAUUCAGAGGCAUGUUGCUUCCAGCAGUGGAAGGAGUACAUAUUCAUUGUGGCUCAUUGAGAUUUCGUAUUUGUUUGUGUCUUUUUAAGAAAUCAUGACUCAUCUGUAUGAAGUGACACUUCCAAUGUUAAAGAAACAACAGGCAGAGCUAAUGGCAAGAAAGAAUAUAACUGUGGAGCCCCAGCAAGCUGAAGACCACAGCUGGAAAAGAGUUUUCAAGUUCAGCGACGUCUUUCAUGACAGCGACUAUAUCUCUGAUGAUGAUUCGGACGAUGAUCAGGAGAAUUAGGACCUGGAGCUUCCAAUGCUAAGAGCCAGCAGAACUCUCUGAGUUCAUAACAGACAGUAAUUCCACUGAUAAAAAGAAAGAAUAUAAAUUUUUUUUCUUCACUGUUUAUAAAAAGAUAAAUAAAGCUUUAUUUAAUUUUGGAGGAUUGUACUUAAUAUUUUAUUACUACUUUGUAUUUGAAGGAGCAACAGACACAUUGUCCAUCAAAAGAAUUAUGGGAGAGGCUUUGAAUCCACUGGGGUCCAGGAAGCUACCCCCAGAAAUUCCAAUCCAAGAUACGUUCAUGCUCGUAUCUCUGCUAGGUUAUUUUGGGGAAGGUGUAUAUUAUUUUGGUGACCAGUGACAUUUAUUGUUUGGUCUGAUAUAAAGGUGCAACAUUCAGUUCCCACUAAAGUACAGACUCCUCCUUGCUUAUCUAAGAGGUAAAACAGGCAAAGUAUUCUCUAAAUUUUUUUCCUUGGUUAUAUGUAUUUUCUUUUUCCUUUGUAUUUUCUUUUGUUGUAAAUAUAUAUGUUUUCUAAUUUGUACUUAAUAAAAAUUAUUUUAAAAAAG